Limulus polyphemus (Atlantic horseshoe crab) is the source of this 868-nucleotide messenger RNA. RefSeq lists its product as uncharacterized. Gene Ontology annotation, biological process: negative regulation of smoothened signaling pathway. Bases 118 to 621 code for a protein of 167 amino acids. The transcript has 3 exons. The record is from RefSeq and is a predicted model, not a curated record. Gene Ontology annotation, cellular component: ciliary membrane; Golgi apparatus. Lineage: Eukaryota; Metazoa; Arthropoda; Merostomata; Xiphosura; Limulidae.
AUAGUCUAUUCUCCAUCUUAUAAAUAUAAACCCGAAUUAAAAAAUGUAAUGAUUAGUACGUAUUGAAAGCGUAAGUGUUUAAGUUGUGGGAAAUACCAUGCAAAUAACAAAGAUAAAAUGGAUAAGUUGACAGUUAUUUCUGGAGCAUUAUUUUUGUCUGCCGAUAUAUUUGCAGUGGUUAGUCUAAUUCUACCAGAUUGGAUUGUUACUGAAGUAGGAGGUGAUACUCGGAUUGGCCUAAUGCAGACAUGUAUGACGAUAUAUGGUCGUUCUCAACUUUGCUUUUCACCAAAUCUCCAGCCAGAAUGGAUGCUAACUUUGAUCUGUAUCAUCAUUGGAGCCCUUUGUGUGACAGCCACCAUUGGUCUUCUCUUCAUGUCUCGGUGGAAUAUGCACGUAAUUCAUUAUGCAAGAUGGGUUGGUUUUUCUGCAAUGGUAUUGUUCUGCCUGGCAGCAGUCAUAUUCCCACUUGGUUUCACCAUGGAGGAAAUUGGAGGAGAACCGUAUCAACUUCCUAGCCAUCAUCAUGUGGGCCUUUCAUACAUUUUUUUUGUACUAGCACUGUGGAUUACAGUAAUCUCAGAACUGUUUGCAGGAAAAGUGUGUAUGCCUCACUUCUAGUUUUCUUCACUUUUUAAACAGUAAUGCAAGUAGUUUCUAUAUACAGAAAUCUACUGCUUCAUUCUUCCCUAUUAAAGAACAAUGGUUUUGAGCCAUUACACUAUGAGAGACUGAAAGCAAUUCACGUGAAAUUAAUUGCUGUAAUGAGAUGUGUAACUAUUAUCAAAUUACGUGUCUUAAACUUUUUAUCUGGUGUACAGUUAUAAAUAUUUCUAAAUGUUGUAAAAUAUAGAGUUGAAUUCCUACA